GCUCGUUUGUCGCAAAAAAGCAUCCGAUAGCCAACCUUGAAGACCGUCAGAACCAGCCGUAAGCUACCCUAUACAAAUUCGCCGCCAUGGUCGGAGGAGGAGACAAGAUGCCCACCGUGGGCACCCUCGACAAGCCCGAAAGCCUCGACCAGCUCCUGCGCGAGGACCGCGGCGACGAUUGCACAUCGUGCAAAGUCAUUGGAGGCGGCGCAUUCCUCGGCCUCGCGGCAUACAACUACCUCUCCGGCAUGGGCCACCUCGAAAGGCAACGCGCAGUGAUACUCAAGUCAGGAUCCAUGUUCGGCAUGGGAAGUCGCAAGCUGGGCGUCGCUAGCAUCUCGAUGGGCCUGGCCUACCUUGGGCUGUGGAGGUUGUUCAAGUAGACGACGGACGAAUGAAAGGGAUGAAAAGGAAUUGGGACAGUAAGCAGAAUCGCAACUCAAAUAAUUACGCCAUGCGCGUCUGGAGGAGAGAUCCUCACGGAUGUUGGAGAGCCCACGCUACCCGGGGGGCAGAAGUUUGGCACCACUCCGCCGACGUCCUCACACGAGCGUAUCUCGGGCGCCUACGAUAGGCUAUAGCGGCGGAAGCUCGUGAGAGAAGGCUCUGGUCAAGAUACCUUAGCCAUGCUGGCUUUACGACCGGCACGACACUGCUCGCUUGGGCGGACUGACGAUCUUUCGGCAUGGUGCAGUUAGAGGUAUUCUAGCAGCUACUGGCUGCAAACAUUGUUGUAACACUGUACAAUACUGUCAUGUAAUAAAAAGUGACAAUUGAAUGAAUCAAAUAUGAUGGCCAUUAUAAAGCUAGCAUUAUCAAACUUACCAGUUACCAGUGGCGCUUGUGGUUAUUGCGGUGU
Colletotrichum phormii is the source of this 859-nucleotide messenger RNA. RefSeq lists its product as uncharacterized. The transcript is spliced from 2 exons. The record is from RefSeq and is a predicted model, not a curated record. NCBI's taxonomy places the organism in Eukaryota, Fungi, Ascomycota, Sordariomycetes, Glomerellales, Glomerellaceae. Bases 87 to 383 code for a protein of 98 amino acids.